AUGCCAGGCUCAAGUUGUUUAUUGUUUUCGCUGCGACAAACUCAUCUCUUUCGACCAAAAAGUAGGAUGCGAUGUUUAAGAUUGUACGGAAACAUUGAUAAAAGGUCGCAUAGGCAACAAUUAAAAGACGAAGCCAAGUUGAAGGUAGUGAGGGAAAAUCUUGGUUUUGAUUUGCAUGGCAUUGCGUAUGGUGAAGUUCGAGAACUAGCCAAGUGUUUGUAUCCCAAAGACGAUUGCAUGGUAAGACUGCCGGACGGCAAAGCGCACCGACUGGGCCACUUGCAGGUACUGGGUAAUAGCUCCUUGCAAUUAAACCUUAAUAGAACCUUUCUUGAUGUGUUCAGGAAGAGUAAACAGGACAUAGGUGGUCUGGAUUUUAAUUAUGAGGCUAAAAUGUCUCAUCUGAGCUCGGCAAAGAGGUCCCCCGACAAGCUACUGCAACGUUUCAUACGACAUCGGUACGAUAGACUAGCCCGAAUUCCCAUGCCCGAGAGUGCAGUGCCCAUUCGAAUCCAGCGAGUAUUCGAUCGGCGAUCUUUCCACGCGCUAAUAGGCUACAUCAGUUUGAUUAACGACCAGAAAAAAGUUGCUGCAUUGCUGCACGAUGAGGUGUCAAGGCCUGUUGUGAAAGAGCUGUUUGGACACUGA
This is a messenger RNA of Lachancea dasiensis, 648 nucleotides long. The record is from the annotation of a GenBank genome assembly. NCBI's taxonomy places the organism in Eukaryota, Fungi, Ascomycota, Saccharomycetes, Saccharomycetales, Saccharomycetaceae.